Molecule: messenger RNA, 305 nt
Organism: Linum tenue
Lineage: Eukaryota; Viridiplantae; Streptophyta; Magnoliopsida; Malpighiales; Linaceae
Source: the annotation of a GenBank genome assembly
AUGGAUGAUGGGUGCAACUUGGGAUGAAGAUUAUUUUAUAUGGCCAUGUGGAGAUAUGAGGAGAAUGCAACUAGCUUUGUAUAUGGUCAAACAACCUGCAAAUUACAUAAGACAUGUGGUCAUCAAGGAAGCAAAUAGGAAUGCUCCAAGGCUUGAACUCGAGACUCGUCGUACAAGGAAGAAAAUCGAAAGAGGCUGAACAAGAACUAGAGCUAUAUGGAGAUAGUGCUUUCAGUCUUUUUGUUCUAUGUUGAACUUGUUUGUUUGUUAAACUAGUUAAGUUUAUGGUUUUAGAAUCUUUGGUC